This is a messenger RNA of Episyrphus balteatus (marmalade hoverfly), 370 nucleotides long. Its product is annotated as histone H4. Gene Ontology annotation, molecular function: protein heterodimerization activity; structural constituent of chromatin; DNA binding. Bases 26 to 337 code for a protein of 103 amino acids. Lineage: Eukaryota; Metazoa; Arthropoda; Insecta; Diptera; Syrphidae. Gene Ontology annotation, cellular component: nucleosome. The transcript has a single exon. The record is from RefSeq and is a predicted model, not a curated record. Gene Ontology annotation, biological process: nucleosome assembly.
GAAUAUCAAAUUAUCUUAAAGAAAAAUGACUGGUCGUGGUAAAGGAGGAAAAGGUUUGGGCAAAGGUGGCGCUAAACGUCAUCGUAAAGUGUUGCGUGAUAAUAUCCAAGGUAUUACCAAACCAGCAAUUCGUCGAUUGGCUCGUCGUGGUGGUGUAAAACGUAUUUCUGGUCUGAUUUACGAAGAAACCCGUGGUGUUCUAAAAGUGUUCCUGGAAAAUGUUAUCCGUGAUGCUGUUACUUACACUGAACACGCCAAGCGUAAGACCGUCACCGCCAUGGAUGUAGUUUACGCUUUGAAGAGACAAGGGCGUACUCUUUAUGGUUUCGGAGGUUAAUUUCCUCUCGUUUAAAAACAAACAAUCGGUCCU